AGAGUCUUGCGCGCGCUGCUGGGAUGGAACGUUGCUAGACUUAGCGGGGCUAGCUGCUGGGGGCCCGAGCAGCACGCUCGGAGCCGCCGCGCGCCAAAGCGGGAAUCCGGGAGGCGGGCAGCUUUGCAAUUAAUGCACGUAUUUUAAACUCCCGAACCUGAGGACGCUAUGCACAGGUAAACAGAUUGCAAAAAGUGGAAGAGCAUGAAUGGACCCUUUUAAUAAUUCUUUUAGGCCGCGAAUAUCGCUACUGGCUAAUAUUGUUGGUAACGCUGUUAAGUGAAUGGUUGCUUAGCCCCUUCUUGGGAAAGUGUGAAUGGCUGGAUGCUUUAAUGCGGGGAUCAGCGUGCGGUUUUAUUUGGCUUCCCUAAUUGGGCUUUUCUGCCACCGUUUUCAAUCAGUGUAUGAUUGCCCUCUCUCUCUCUCCCUCCUUGUCUGUUCCCUCCACUGGGAGAAAUUCUUGAGGCCUUCUGCACUAUCGAAGCACCUCCAGGAGAUUCCAGACCUGAGUAGCAACGUUGCCACUAGCUUCACGUGGGGAUGGGAUUCCAGCAAGACUUCUGAACUGCUCUCAGGCAUGGGGGUCUCCGCCCUGGAGAAAGAGGAGCCCGACAGUGAGAACAUCCCCCAGGAACUACUCUCAAACCUGGGCCUCCCGCAGAGCCCCCCAAGGAAACGGCUGAAGAGUAAAGGGAGUGACAAAGACUUUGUGAUUAUCCGCAGACCUAAGCUAAAUCGAGAGAACUUUCCAGGUGUUUCAUGGGACUCCCUUCCGGAUGAGCUGCUUUUGGGGAUCUUUUCCUGUCUGUGCCUCCCUGAGCUGCUAAAGGUCUCUGGUGUUUGUAAGAGGUGGUAUCGCCUAGCGUUUGACGAGUCUCUAUGGCAAACCUUAGACCUCACAGGUAAAAAUCUGCACCCAGAUGUUACUGGUCGGUUGCUGUCUCAAGGGGUGAUUGCCUUCCGCUGCCCACGAUCAUUUAUGGACCAACCAUUAGCUGAACAUUUCAGCCCUUUUCGUGUGCAGCACAUGGACCUGUCGAACUCGGUUAUUGAAGUGUCCACCCUCCAGGGCAUUCUGUCUCAGUGUUCCAAGUUGCAGAAUCUAAGCCUGGAAGGCCUGCGGCUGUCGGAUCCCAUUGUCAAUAAUCUCGCGCAAAACUCAAAUUUAGUUCGACUUAACCUUUGUGGGUGUUCUGGAUUCUCUGAAUUUGCCCUCCAGACUUUGCUAAGUGGCUGUUCCAGACUGGAUGAGCUGAACCUCUCCUGGUGCUUUGAUUUCACUGAGAAGCAUGUGCAGGUGGCAGUUGCGCAUGUGUCAGAGACCAUCACCCAGCUGAAUCUUAGUGGCUACCGAAAGAAUCUCCAGAAAUCAGAUCUCUCUACUUUAGUUAGAAGAUGCCCCAAUCUUGUCCACCUAGACUUAAGUGAUAGUAUCAUGCUAAAGAAUGACUGCUUCCCGGAAUUUUUCCAUCUCAGCUACCUCCAACACCUGUCUCUCAGUCGGUGCUAUGAUAUAAUACCUGAAACUUUACUCAUCCAGAACUCCUAGGAGCUUCUAGCAUGAAUCCAAAAAGGCUUCCCUGUCAUCCAUUCUUUCCUGUCCUUGUCAUCUGGGCUCCUGUUUCUUUGCAUGUGCAGCCCCCUGGGGAGUGUGGUGAUAAUUCUUUUUGGGUUGCUUUUCUUAAGAGAAUCUAUCCAUGUGUCUUGCUUUUGUUCCUUCUCUGCAGAAAAAAAGAAGCCAAGCAGGUAAUAACCCAAAUGCUUUUUCUCAAGCAGAGCCAAGGGGAAGGCUGUGAGCUCUUCAUUUUAAUAUUUUUAUCCAGUGGGAUAAUAGUAAUAGUAAUUGCAAUACCUGCAUAAUAAUCGCAUGGUAAUACCUGGAGGCAGUGUGAAUUGAUGUUUACAAACAUGGGCCUGAAGUCACAGAACAAGUUGUGAACCUUCACUGCAUUAUUAUUUCUUUUAUGUACAAACCUUAUGAAAUAAGAGAAACAGGGACAUUAGGAGUUUAGUUACAAGUCAGACCACUAGAAUAGAGAAGAAGAAAGAUCCUGUCCUUGAAAUUUAAGGUUAAAGAGUAUAUUUCUUUAGGCAUUGUGUAAAUUAUACACUGAUUUGCAUUGUGAAUCCUUAAGAUGAGUGUGUUGAUACUUAAAAGUUUCUCAAGAUAAAAUGAGAAUUAGAAUGACUCUAAUUUCAAUCAUUUUGGCAGCUGAUAUAUUUGAGAUUUAUAAUAAAAAUUCCGGGAUGCUUCCGUAAGAAUUUCCAGAGAACCAUCUAUGCUAAAGAACUUAAGGCUAUUUCUCAGAAAGUGGGAAAAUAUAAUUUGAAUGUCUUUCUUCUGUAGUAAUGUUUUCAAAUACUUGAGAAACCCUAAAUUUUUCUUCCCCAGGACCUUUCCCAUUGUAUUUAUUCCCUUCUUAAUUGGUCUUCUCCUCUGUAUCUAAGCUUCCUUCUAAUUCUUCCCUAUUUCUCAUUUAAGUAAGAAACCCAAGCUGGAGGUAGUAAACUAAUCUAAGAUUACAGAAGACUAAAAAACUUCUGUGGUAGGAGCAUUUGUAGUUGAGGCCUUUAAGAUUUUAUAAGAAAAACAAGAUUAUUAUAUAGAUGAGGUAAGGAACAAUCCUGUGAAAGAGUUCAUAAAUAUCUUUUAUUUUCUAAAAUUCAAGAUACAGAAGACACUGGCGUCAUUUUAUACUUCUUACAUUAGAAAUAAUGGCUCUUGAACUACUUAUUUCUAUUUGCUAUCCCUUAGUUUGCUCUUCAGUCUCUUCCAUUGUAGUUUUUAAAAGAUGCUUGCAAAGUUUUUAUUCUGGGUUGUAGGUAAUGCACAUACCAGUAGGUAUUUUUUGUUUUUUCUCUUCUUCUUAAAAUUUUAGAGACUUUCUGGAUUUUUUACUUGGGAACUGGUUCUUCAUCCAUCGUCUUAUCUUAUAUAAGCCCCUUCUUAUAUAUAACACUCUAGUGUGUUCUGAGAGUCUGCUCUUAAUUUCUUUCCUCACCAAAUCUCUUUCCCAACGCUAUUGCAAGAACAUUCCCUCCUCUGCCAUCUGCCAUUCCUCCUUUUCUUACUCCCUCCUACAGUUUCUUCCUUUAAAUAUUCUCCAGUGCAGAAUGGCUCACAAUUUGGCUAAUUUGGAUAUCCCAGAACCAGAAUUCUCAUAACAACAUUUCUCAAAUUUCACAUGAGGGAUUCAAAGUUGGAGCUGGAUUGCUGUCAUUGUAAGUGAUAAGUAUAAACAUCUGUGUAUUGUGAUCUUACUUUGAUACCGUUUCUACAUUCCA
Molecule: messenger RNA, 3285 nt
Organism: Cebus imitator (Panamanian white-faced capuchin)
Lineage: Eukaryota; Metazoa; Chordata; Mammalia; Primates; Cebidae
Gene: SKP2
Product: S-phase kinase associated protein 2
Exons: 11
Coding region: 317-1549 (410 amino acids)
Molecular function (GO): protein binding
Source: RefSeq, a predicted model, not a curated record